AUCGUGGCGGAGCCGUAGCGUUUGGUUCUGACUCACAUCUCAAAUCCUCAAAGGUCACCUGCAGUCCCAUCGCCAACCAACAUCCCUCAACAUUGCCCCCUAGUGGAUGUCCGGAGAUUGUGACCCUGGUGCUGUUCGGAAUAAAUCACACGAUAAACGAUGUGCCUGAGAGAGAAGGGGUCAUCUGAAGGGCUGCAGCAUUAGGAGCUGCUGCUACAUGCCGGCGGAGGUCCAGGACCCCACUGUGUCCUCCUCAUAGUUAACAAUAACAUCGCACAUAUAACAUGUAUCUCUUACUGAGUUAGAGAUCACCAUCCUACACGCACUCAACAGAUACCACCAAGACCAGGAAGGAAUCCAGAUGGAUAGAACGUCAAAUUUCUCAUUGCCAACCCUCCUUUCAACUCCAGGGAACUCCAGUCACCACACGCCCCCCCCCGAGUCCCAGAGGUGGGAGUUCCUGGUGGCGGUGCUGGCCACGGCCGUCUCCGUGUCCGUGCUGCUGGCCGUCCUGGCCAAGUGCCAGGUGAUCCGACGCUACCUGGCGAGCUACAGGCACACCCGCCUGAGGGACGGGGACAGCGUCAGCCAGGGGGACCCCUCAGGUCACGGCGUGGAGUUCUCCAUGCACGGCGGCCGGGGGGGAACCCACACUGCAUCCCUCCUAUCCACGAGGAGGACGACGACGGCUUCAUCGAGGACAACUACAUCCAGAGCAGCGAGCGGGAGAAGGCGGAGCGCGCCGCGGGGGGAUUCGAGGACAACAGCGCAGUUCAGUUCAGUUCAGUGUUCGGACAGCUUGGGGACAUGGAGGACGAAGACGACCAGAUGGACGAGAUCCAGUUCUCCAUCGCCUAAGUCGUUCCUUCGGUUUAAGGGUCAAGCACUUUCAUAGAUCAGACGGCUUGAGUACGUAUUCUGCUAACAAACACAUGAUGAUUUGCUGUUUUGACACAAUGUAACUUUUUUUUAAAUGACCGGAAGAUACUGUAAUGAAUUAAUGUUUUGUACAAUGGAUCUUUGAAAUAACUUGUGGGCUUUAACAAAAAUAAAUCUAAUUUUGUGA
Messenger RNA from Gadus macrocephalus (Pacific cod), 1066 nucleotides. It is a transcript of the gene c12h1orf210, whose product is annotated as chromosome 12 C1orf210 homolog. The record is from RefSeq and is a predicted model, not a curated record. NCBI's taxonomy places the organism in Eukaryota, Metazoa, Chordata, Actinopteri, Gadiformes, Gadidae. The transcript is spliced from 3 exons. The coding region runs from base 362 to 895 and encodes 177 amino acids.